Oryza brachyantha (malo sina) is the source of this 1778-nucleotide messenger RNA. Its product is annotated as pentatricopeptide repeat-containing protein At1g61870, mitochondrial-like. The record is from RefSeq and is a predicted model, not a curated record. Bases 73 to 1377 code for a protein of 434 amino acids. The transcript has a single exon. NCBI's taxonomy places the organism in Eukaryota, Viridiplantae, Streptophyta, Magnoliopsida, Poales, Poaceae. Gene Ontology annotation, molecular function: protein binding.
GCACAGAAAAAGGAGAGGGAAAAAGAAGAAGAGAUCCCAAACCCUCCCAAACCCCGUCUCUCAUUCUCAACCAUGGCUUCCCUCCUGCGCCGCCGCCCCCGCCCCCACCCGCUCCCCGCCGGCGUCCCCUCCCACCUCCUCUGCCGCUUCUCCGCGCUCCCCCAAGUCGAUCACCCGCCGCCGACCUCGGCCCCGACCUCCACCACGCCGGCCUCCACGCGCGCCUCCGUCCUCGACCUCCAGCUCGCCGUCCGCGGCGAGGCCGACCCGGCCCGCAUCCACUCCCUCGUCGCCGGAGCGCUCUCCAACCCCAGCGAGUACCCGCGCCUCCACGCCUCGCGCCCGCUCUUCUCCCUCGCCGCGUCCCGCCUGGCCCGCCUCCGCCGCCCCGACCUCGCCGCCUCGCUCCUCCACACACUCCUCGCCUCCGCGCCGCCGUCCGCCGGCCUCCUUGCCCGCGCCAUCUCUCUCUUCCCGGGCCCCGAGGAUGCCCUCCGCGCGUUCUCCGACUCCGCGCCCUCCGCCCGCUCCGAUGUCUCCCUCUCGGCGCUCCUCUCCGCUCUUCUCCGCGCCGGUCGCGUUGAGGAAAUCAAGUCUACCGUCGCCUCUGCGGAGUCCUCCUUUGGCUUUGCCCCUGGCCGCGCCUCCCACAACGUGCUCCUCCAUGCUCUGGUGAAGAACUCCGAGCUCGCUGCUGCCCGCAAACUGCUCGCCGAAAUGUCCAGCAAGAAGCUGAAGCACCGCGCAGCCCCUGACAUCGUAUCAUACAACACCGUCCUCGCUGGCUACUCAGCACAGGGUUACGAGCAGGGUUUUGAGAAGCUACUGAAGGAGAUCAAUGUGAAAAAGCUGGAGCCGAAUGUUGUGACUUACAACUGCCGGAUACACUGGUUUGCCAAGAAGGGUGAAACCUUCAAGGGGGAGGAGUUGCUUGAUGUCAUGGAGUCAAAGCAUGUGGCGCCGAAUUACCUUACCUACAAUGCACUUGUGCAGGGGUACUGCAAGGAGGGUAAUGCUGGGGCCGCUAUGAGGGUGUUCAAGAGGAUGAAAGUGAUGAAGAGGAGGGAGGGGAGGAGUGACUUGGGGGUGUCAGCUCAUUCACAGACGUAUGUGGUGCUGUUCAGGAGCCUGGUGGAGAAAGAGAGGCUUGAUGAUGCCCUGUGGGUUUGCAAGAGCUGCUUUGCGAUGAAGGCAGCACCACCGUUUGAGGCAGUCAAGGGUUUGGUUGAGGGGUUGGUGAAGGGUGGGAGAUCUGCAGAGGCAAAGGAUGUUGUUGCCAAGAUGAACUUUCUCGUGAAAGGCGAUGCUAAAGUGGCUUGGGAGAAGAUUGUUGGUGAAUUGUCUCUUGAAGAAGGAACACCUAGCUCAAAGCCAUGAUAUGUUUGAGUCGCAUGUCACUAUGUUGCUUCUGAUUAAUUCAUUUGUUUUGGCCCUUGAAUAACGAUGAUGAAGGACUUCCACAGGGGAUUUAGUUUUGUUGUCAUGUUGUCAUGGGGCUGUUUUUUCCAAUGUCCAAUGGUUAUAUCAGAAAUCAGAAUGUAACUGAUGAAUCUAUGAAGUGGAAUUUAAGAUGUGACUUUUCUUAACCCCUUCAAUGUAAGAACCUCUUUCUUCUCUUUUUAAUAACAUUUGAAAAUGAUGUUUAAACAUUUUCUGAAAUUCUAAUGGGCUCAUGUUGCCAUGUACUAUCAAUCGCUGUAACAUACUAACAUGUUUUUUGCACUUCAGAAUAAUGGAAAGAUAAUGGUAUGUUUGAUCUCUGCCAUAAGAAAUUAACU